UUUUGGGGGUUCCUGGGUUUUCUGAAAUUUUGGGUGGGGUCCCUGAGUCUGUAAAAGGAAACUUGGGGUUUAUAACAGCAUACAAACAUAGGCAUAAGCAGACAUGUAUACAGAAUACAUGGUCAGAGUUAGAACUCAAACUGCACCUGCAUUAUCAGGCAUUCUGCUGAUCUUUUCCCUCAUAAACUACUAGAAAUAUGGGAAUAUGUCCUUGCAUGAGCUUAACGUGUCACUGAGGGUCGUCAUCAUGAAUUUUGCAGCAGGUGAUGUUGAAUCCAUUUAUUAAGAGCAGCUCUUCAUCACACUAUGAGACCACUGACCACAUUCUGCUGUGGAGACCAAGGAAACUUUCAGCAUCAUGGUUAGUGGACGGAUCAUCCUUAUUGCUGCCGCUUCUGCCUUGUCCUUCAUUCUCACAAGCUGUGAUGAUUCACUUGACAGUCGCUCUUUGGAGAGUGCCACAAAAACACAGGAUGAGAACAAUUUGAUAGAGGCACUGCAAGAGGUUCUUGAGAAGUUACAGAAUAAACAACUGCCACAAAGUGGAAAAAAGUUUAGCCUACUUCCUUCGUGUGAUGCAGGUGAGCAGUGUGCAGAACGUAAAGGUGCAAGAGUUGGCAAGUUUUGCGACUGUCCACAAGGAACAUCAUGCCACUUUUUUAUUUUGAAAUGCCUUUAAUAAGACAAGGGAUAUCUGGGAAAAAAAAGAAAAAAAAAAUCCUGAUGCGUGUUGCUGUGUUGCCUUUUACUUAAUUUUUCAUAUUACUGCUGUGUAAAUGCAUGGACAUGUAAA
This is a messenger RNA of Cyprinus carpio (common carp), 793 nucleotides long. RefSeq names its product cocaine- and amphetamine-regulated transcript protein-like. NCBI's taxonomy places the organism in Eukaryota, Metazoa, Chordata, Actinopteri, Cypriniformes, Cyprinidae. Gene Ontology annotation, biological process: negative regulation of appetite; adult feeding behavior; cellular response to starvation. The record is from RefSeq and is a predicted model, not a curated record. Gene Ontology annotation, molecular function: neuropeptide hormone activity.